AUGCUGAUUGGAUUUGAAAAAGUGAGGCAUUCUUCUAUAGUUGUACAUUUUUUAGAAAACAUCAACAUAUUGCUUUGAUAGCUAAUUUUUACCAGACAAUUAACAAAAUGUAAAGAGAGGAACCUCAAGCUUCAAUAUAAUCAGAAAAAAAUCUAUGUGAAUUAUAGAUAUGUGAUAUUUUAAAUGGAGAAAAUAAAUUGAAUUUCAUAAGACUAAUCAUGAGGAAUUUACCACCAAAUUCUCCGGAUUUGCCAGUGACUAGAAAUAUGCCAUUCACCACAAAAAGUGUUCCUAGCAAAGCCCAGCCACGCAAUAUGACUGGUAUUUAUCUUGGUUUGGAAGGGAACAUAAAACCUCCAACUGUAAAAACAACAGUGGGCAUUUCUCCAUUGGCAAGAGGUAGAAGAAUUUCAAAUAGGAUACGCACACCCACAGAACAAAGACGAUAUAGCAAGGAGGAACAAAGAAAGAGAUUGGUAGAGCAACUUAGAAUUAAAGAAGAAAGUCGAGGAUUUGUUGGUCAGCCAUUAAAGCAGCAUCUAUUACAGAGGAAGCAACCAGUGGUUAGUACGGAGAAUUCAAAUUCAAGUCUUUCUCCACGAUCACAGACAGCAAAACAAUGGGGACCAGCAAAACAUGCCAAUAGAAAUGAUUUCUAUGAUCUCAUUAGGACAAAUCCUAGAAACUUUACAGUUGUGGUAAAUAAUGGAGUGACAAGGUCAGAGAAUUUAUCUGGUUUAGCAAGUUACGAUGAGGGGAAUAAUAGUGAUGGCAUGUAUGCUGAAGCAUUGGCAGAUGAGGUGACAAAGAUAUCUACACAUGAUGUAGAAGAUUCAGCUUUAGAGGACUGUUUUAGACAUGUUUGCAAGGGUAAAGUAGAAAAUAUGCAGACAUUAUUACCAUACAGGAAGACACAGCAAUUAAACAGAUCACAAACUGCAUUUAGUACAGGUUUUACUGUAAGGAGUUACAGAAAUCCCAAAAGUGCAGAAAUAAUGGCUAACUUUAAUCAAACUGGACGUCCAAAAACAGUACCAUCACAGCCAAGUCGACCACUGGUACCCAGUCCCUAUUUCUUUAGAUAUUAUAGUAACCCGUAUACAAAAUAUUCAUUAAGUGCUAAAAAUGGAAGGACUACUCCAUCUUCUAAGUUUGAAAAUCAGUUCCAGUCUUUGAAUGGAACGUCUAAAAUAAUGGCAGCUCAAGGUGCUGGUGCUCUGUCUCGUUCAAUCAAAACAAGGUCAGCGUGGAGUGAAACUGAUUUUAGACUCCAUGGAAAAUUGCAUGGUCAAGGACUUUUUUAUCGACCUUCAGAAACAGAUAUUCAGGGUACUCCUAGAGAUAAUAAAGAUGAAGAUUCGAUACAAGAAACGGGAAAACCUGUUCAUAUUUCCAUGAAGGUCGGUGAUGACUGUAAGAUGACAGAUUCUGACCAGAAAAAAGAUGACAUCCAUUUUGGAGUUUCAGACGAGCACGGGAAGGAAUGUGAAGUUGAAAUAGAUGCUCCGGAAGAAGAGCAAGAAGAAGUCAUACCCUUUAGAGGAAAAGUUCGUAAAGCUUCAAUAACUGAUAAAGUUGAAAAGUCGAGAAUAUCUCAAGCCUAUAUUGAUACAAUAAAGGAAGACGCAGAACACAGAAAGAAAGAGCUUGAAAAAAUGCUCAAUGAACAUCAAGAAAUAGUACAAGAAAUAGGACGAUCAUCAUCACGAGACAAUUUAGCAGAAGACAAUAGAGAUCAUUGAUGUUAUAAGUAACUAUGGUUACAAAGACUUAAAUUGAUGUUCUUCCAAAAAAAGGAUUGUUGAUAGAAUUUAUUACGAACAUCAAAAGAAUUACAAUAUAGUUUUUAUUCCACAGUGAAAUGAAAUGGAAUUGAAAAUGGAGUCAUCAAAAUGCUUGUAACUUUAAAUGGAAACUAAAAAAGUUACAUAUCAAAGAGUUGUCCCCCUCUGGAAUAAUGCAUAUGUAUAUUUUUAUUUAAAAGUCAGAAUACUUUGAAACACAUUAUUGUAUUCAUUGUAUAAACAUAGAACCUUCAUAUCAUGUUAAGCCUAGAGACGUGUUUGUAUGCAGAGGAAAUAUGGGUAUAUUAUUUAUAAAUUUUUUAUUCUAUCAUGCAUAUCAAUUAUUUGAGAGUACUUUUAGUUCAGCAUAUUUUUUAUGGUGAUGGUUAGGACACACAGGCAAGAUUAAUUAUUGCAAAUUCAGGAAAUGCUGUAAAGAAAUAAUGCUAUCAAAAUUUAUAAUGCAUUUUUUUAAAUUUUUGUAGAACCUUUCUCCUCACUAAGUUUCGCACAAUAAUAAUAACAUCACACACAUUUCUGAUAUAACAGUACUUUUAAUUCAAACUAAAAGAUGUAGAAAAUGUAUUUAGUUCUGAUGGUUUUUUUGACAAUAAAAAAUUAAAAAUUUCAGAAUCUCAGAAUAGAUUUCUUUUACUGAAACUAAAAAAAAUAUUUCUCUAAUAGGAUUAUAGUUUUUUAAGAGUCAGAUAGAAAUGUUUGUUAAGCUUUUCUCACUCCAAUCUAUGUUAAACAGACCUUUAUUAACUGGAGUCAACACCAGAUGGACAUGGUCAAUUCAUGUUGUUUACCUACCAUUACAUAGAUAUUUAAUGUAGAUUAAUUAUCACUCAGUAAAGAGGGUGGGAAUUGGGUAUCCUAAUGACAACAAAAGCCCACAUGUUGUCAUUUUAAGCAUACUCGUGUAUCAAAAUUUCAGCUAACAGGAAGUAGGAAACUGACAGAUCCUAGAGGUGCUCAUACCUUACUGUCAAGCUGCUAACCAAACAUGAAGUCAUUCUGAGAAAAGUGUGACAAAUAUAUUUGUUGGAAAAACUGAUGGACUGACGUACAGUGUGAUAGCCCCAAAUCCUAGAGUGAUGGUGUAUUUAUAAGGGGUAAAAAUUUUGUUAAAGUAACAUUUAUAAUAAACAGUAUAUUUAUUUAUGCAUAAGAAAAAGAUGAUUUGAUUAUAUAAAACAGGGGCAAAAAUAUAACGAUGAUGGCAUCUAAACAGUAGCUAAAAGGGGAUGUUUGAUGCUUUCUCCAUUAAGGCCAUUCCUACCCUUAGUUCAAUUUUAUAUUUAAAAUGUAACUGAUUACCCCUUUGUGUUAGAAAUAUUCAUUUUGAUGAUUUUUAUUUAAAUCAGCAAAUAUUGCUAAUGUGAGAAAAUUGUUAUUAUACAAUAAUACAUGAAAUUGACCCCUUCCAUCUGUGUUGAACACAAUUAUUAUGGUCAUUUAUGUAAGUUGUUAUUCUGAAUAUAUGUCAAUAUUGAAAGAGAGACCUUUGACAAACACUUCACAGAGUUUAUUAUCAUAAAUUUACAUGUGUCUAGCAAAUAUUCAGCUUUAUUUUAAUUUUAUCAAAAAACUGUGUAAAAAAGUGCUAUGUUGAGACCAAAAUUGCUCAGGUGGGAAUCACGGUCACCAUGAGCAAGCUGUUUCACCUGAGCAAUAUUGAUUUCUAUGCCUUAACUGUUUUUUAUAUAGCUAUAGAUAAAAUUUAAAUAGGGUAAUACAUACAUGAUUUUGCUUCUAAGUAUGCAAACUGCAUUGACAGUUCAACAUUUUUUUUUACUAAGAGCUAAUGUCUUCAAAUUUUGAAAAUGUAAUUUAAUAAAAAUAGGAGUGUGAUUAUAUGUCCUUAUUCUCUGUGCAUGAAAAUUUAGCACACUUAAAGAGAAAUGAUGAUAUUUUUAGAAUUUUCAUUGUUUAAUUAAUGUAUGAAUAAGAAAUGUGAAACAUUUUUGUGUAAACUGUCCAGUAGAAAUGUUUUUAUAUGUAUAUAUAACAUUGCCUGUGGUUAUAAUAAGCAUUCAUGCUGUAUUUGUCCAGUCAUUCAUUAACAGUAUAAAGUGAAUUUUCUUCAGAUGCUAUUACGAACAUUGUUUGACAGGAUUUUUCUUAAGCUUUUUGCUCAAAGGCAGCUGCUGCUGCUUUUGUUGUUGCCACUUAAUGAUAAAUUUGAGCAUAAAAUCAAUUGACUGCUUUUUGUAUGAGUGGACAAACUAAUUGGAUAAUAUUAGGUACGGAUAUGUUUCUUUUGUAAUUCCUUAUUUUUGGAAUUGUGUACGACAAAUCCAGGAAGUAAAAAUCAAAAUGGCUAUAUAGUAAAUCAAUAUCACUUUAAUGAAAGAUUUCUCUUUGGUGAAUAAAAGAAAGAAGGAAUUUAUAAACAAGACAGAAAAUCUAGCUUCACCCUAUUGAUGAUUCUAGACUCCUUUAGGUCUAUAAAUCUUAAUAUGGAAUGUUACUAUAUAGAUCUUCCUUUAAUUUUAAUUUUUUCAACAACUUGACUUUUUCUGUAUGAACAUUCACAACAAAGUUGUAUAUCCUUCAAGAUAUUAAUUUCAACAACCACUUUUCUAUAAAUAGCUCAUGAAAUUUAAAUUGGAGUAACUUUUUUUUCUAACAAGAAUAUUGGUGGUUUACACAUGAAGGGUUUCUGCUGUAAAAUAUAAAUUUAGGUUGGUAGUAUAUUACACUUAAAUUUUGAAGCAUUCAGAACAUCCUGUUUUGGCUAUUGGAUUUUGAAAAUGUAUUGUGUGGAAUCUUAGUAGCAAAUUUAAAAAAAACUUUAAGCUAUUAAUGAUGAAAAUUUAAAAAUCAAAAAAAGUAAUAUACCAGAAUUUGUAUUUUACUCUAUAAUAUCAGUCUUCUUUAUGUUUACUGUAAAUUAUUGAAAAAAUGUUAACCUUUGGAGCUUUGGCUGGCUAGAUGUUAUUGAACCUAUGUUCUAUAGUAACACUGUUGCAGAAUUUUCUCGGUUAAUCUUAAAAUGAAAACAUCCAGACCACAACACCUGAGGUUCAUAUCUUAAAUUUCCAGUUUUUAAUCAUAUUGACAGUGUUGUAAUUAAUAAUGUGAUUUGCUAGAUCAGCUUAUCUGUAGACUUUAAACUGUAGUUGGUCUUAAGUUUGUGCUUUCCCACAUGAAUAUGCUUUAAUUGUGACUUCCUUUAUAGAAAUAUGAUAAUAUAGCAAUAAGAAAAAAAUAAUCAUGUUUAUUCCUUUAAGGAAAAUUUGUAGGCAAGUAUAUUGUAAUUAGCAUUUACAGCAUAAACCAUCCAUGUGUUUACCUUUUUCUUUGAUAAUGGUUGUUAAAUUUACAUUGUUACAAGAGCAUUUUAGAACAUUAACUAGCUAAUUGCCUUACAGGGACUUUGGCAAACCCUCUGUGAUUGAAUCUUUACACCAUCAUGAUGGUUUUUUAAUUUCCCAUAAUUCAUGUUUCAGUGGGCAAAUAUUUUUAAAGAAAUGUCUUAAUUUAUUUGUAAACUUACUAUUCUACAGUUUUUUCCUAUUUAUUAAAUAAAUUAAGCCUAUAAUUUCGAAAUAUAUAUAUUAAAAAAACGAAUCAAGCUGUUUUACUUUUGAUGGCCUAUUCUUUUGCAAUCUAAAUGCAAUUGACCACUUGCAAGAAAAUGAAUAUAUGAUUGGUUUAUAUGCUAUUACUGUAAGAUAUGAAUUUAAAAUGGUGGUUACCUAUGAUGACAGUUUUACCAAGCUGAAAACACUGGAUGAUAUUUUAGUUAAGUAUUUUUUUUAGCAAAAUUUGUUAAAAUAGCUGUAAAAUCCAAAGGGGGGAUAACUCUCAAACACCCUAUUAUAUUUGUACAAACUCCAUGAUCAUGAUAGUUGAUGAAAAUUUUUGAAUAAAAUUAAUUUAUUUUAAGAAAUGUAAAUAUUUUUGAAUUGUAAAUAAAUUCAAACCAUUGUGUCAUUCAUAACCAUUCUACAUUGUUAACAAUCAUUCCAGCAUUUCAUUUCUGUACUGUUCAUAUCUAGCAAAGUAACUACCAUUGCCAAGAAACAAUUGUAUAUUAUACGGUUUCAGGUGAAGUGUAGAGGGCAUACAUUCUCUCUUUGUUUGGAGAAAAAUGUUUUGCAGUAAAUCGUAAAAAAAGAAAUUUGGCCAGCUUUACUUGCCCCUAUUUUUACCGGGGCACAUUUGGAUUGAAAAAAAUGUGAUUUCUUUUUGCGUAAAAUCAUUAAAAUUUACAUGAAAGUCUUUUUCGCGUUAAUACAAUAGAUUCCACCUUCUGGGUUAAUGUCAAGCUUCUUCAUCAUUUUCUAAAUUCUCCUUUGUUUGAAUCUUGAAUGGUUCACCACAGAGACAAAAAUAAAUCUCACUAUACUUACUUUAAUGUCCAUGAAAUGCUUUUCUGGAAGAAGAAAAAAAAUUACCAGGCAGACCAGUAUUGACAUUUUGACUCUUGAGAAUUAAGUUAUCUCUAGAAAUGUUGGAUUUUUAUUUAAACAUACAUAUUUUCAGAUUAUCAUUACAUGCACUUAAAACUGAGAACAUAUCAAAUUUUUAGAAUUUUCUUAAAGAUUUGUUUCAUAUGCAUUAUGCACUUAUGUACAUAUCUUUUUAUGAUCAAUUUAACUUUCAAAUUGUGUUUUCACCUUGAAAAAUAUUUUUAAACAAGUCUAGGUGCAAAUUUGAACAUUAAAUAGGGAAAAUAAACUUUCCUGAAUAUUUCUCUUUAGCUUUUCAUUGUGUUUUCACCUUGAAAAAUAUUUUUAAAAAAAGUACAGGUGCAAAUUUGAACAUUAAAUGGGGAAAAUAAACUUUCCUUUAUUUUUCUCUUUAGCUUUUCAUAAUGUUGCCUUUAUGUUCUCAAAAGAGUUAUUUGUUAAGCAUGCUGGUAAUUUUGGUCAUCAGGUUAGUCUGUUUAUUCAAAGUAAUAUUGAAAAAAAGAAAUGAACUGACUUACAGGACAAGUAAAAUUACCAGACUCUACGGUACUGUGGAUUCAUUUAUUUUUGUGGGUACCAAUUUUCGUGGAUUGCGGAAAACAGGCCUUUUUGUGGAUACGUGAUUUCAUGGUUUUGCCAAAGUCUGCAUACAACCUAAUAGAAAUUUGUUUUUCGUUGAACAUUUAAUUUCGUGGUUCACCUGUACUAAUGAAACCAACGAAAUUUGGUAUCCAACAAAUAAUACUGAAUCCACAGUAUGUAGUUCUCUAUUGAUCUAUUACUUAAGCUCAUUAAAAACAUUUCAUUUGUUUUGUCCAGACAAGGCUAUGUGUAAACUGUACACAUUCAUAAGUCAGUCUUUUUUGACAGUAGCAAUGUAUACUGUUGUAGAACAAUAACUAUGAACUACAUAGAAUAUUAUAUAAUACAUGCAUUUCCGUUUUAAGUGCAUUUUGUUAUUGCAUUUAUUCAUGUGACAAUUUGUCAUUUUAGAAUUGUAUAUUUUGAUGACUUGAGUGAUGUAUUAUAUCAUAUAACAUUUUAAAAUAUUAAUCAUUAUACAUACAAUUCUUUCGUAAUUGUAUUGAUUUAAAUUGUCAACAUGUACAUUUUUUUUACCCAGCCCAGCUGACAGAUGAUGUGACGAUAUACCCAUUGUACAACAGUUUCAGUGUCUCAUUUUUGUUCCCAUUCUCUGCAAGAAUUGUGGUGUACUCAGAAUGACGUGUUAGAUCUCAAAUAUCUGUGUUUUUGUAUUAAUUGAUUAUAUUCUUAUUCCUAGUUUGGCUUAGACUUGAUUGUGGCACAUUACAAUUAGUUGUUGAGUGUUUUAAAAUUUGCAAAACAAAUGGGACUUGCUGAUGGUCAAACUUUAAGAUUAUCAUUGAACGUGUAUGUUUUAUCUCAGGUGAUAAUUUAUAAUACACAGGAAGUGUAUUUGAUUUUUAAGAGAUAUAUAUUGAAUAUAUCAAAUUGAUGCAGUUUUGACUGCAAUUUCACCAAAUUCUGUAAAAAGCAUAAGCCUAUGCAUACGUUUUACAACUGGAUAUUCAAUACUAUUGGAAAGUAUAUCCUAUGUGGAAUGCACAUUGAGUUAUCUCCCAUAUCUCAGUAUUUUUAUUAAAAUUUUCAUUGAAACUCCAGUAACCUACAAUCAAUUAUUUUGAUGCUUUAAAAAUAAUAAUCCUAUUGUUCCAUUCCUAGGAAAGAUAUGUAAACAACAUAUUAUAGAUAUCUUUUAUCAAGCCGUGUGUUUUGAUUUAUUUUUUUUCUCGUUUGUGUUCAGCUUACAUUUUCUUUUCUAAGUAUAAAAUGAGUCAACAAGAAGUAUCCACUGGAUGUAAAGCAACCAAUGAUUAAUCUAUCAAGUUAUAAAACAGCUUUUGUUUUUACAACAUUGAAUUGUUUCAGGACUUUAGGGAGCAACCAUUUCAUUUAUGUGCUGUUGGGUGAGAAAUUGCUUUUACACUCACAAAUUUUUUUCACAAAAUUUACAAAACUUUGCUCUUUUUUUUUUGCUACAGGCACAUUCAGUUUUUUUUUAUUUUGAUAUAUUGAUAGAUUUUUUUGUGAUCAUGGAAUUGUUCUUAAUGUCUUUGCCUUCCCUUACAAAUUCAAUUGUUGCUCCCUUUAUACAAUGUUAUAUAACUCCCUUGCUGAGAUAAAUUCUUUCUAUUCUGUUGUCAAGACUGUUAACCAAUGGGACAUAAUAUUGUAUGUUUUUUUUAUUGAUGAUAGAUAUAAAACUGAAAACAAAUAUAAUUCAGUUUUUCCUUGCACAAUUAAUAAAAAUAUUUUAUGUA
Molecule: messenger RNA, 8508 nt
Organism: Mytilus californianus (California mussel)
Lineage: Eukaryota; Metazoa; Mollusca; Bivalvia; Mytilida; Mytilidae
Exons: 15
Coding region: 219-1742 (507 amino acids)
Source: RefSeq, a predicted model, not a curated record